Molecule: messenger RNA, 2617 nt
Organism: Gossypium raimondii (Peruvian cotton)
Lineage: Eukaryota; Viridiplantae; Streptophyta; Magnoliopsida; Malvales; Malvaceae
Product: transcription factor TGA2
Exons: 12
Coding region: 1005-2363 (452 amino acids)
Biological process (GO): regulation of DNA-templated transcription; DNA-templated transcription
Molecular function (GO): DNA-binding transcription factor activity; sequence-specific DNA binding
Source: RefSeq, a predicted model, not a curated record
UUUUACAAAAAAAUUGAAUUUAUAUUAAAUAUCCUUCAAGUUUUAUGAAAUUUUCCUUUAAUAUCUGCUUGUAAACUGUCAGCAUGUGCUAUCUAGAUCUGCUUUCUGUAGUAUUGUUGCUUGUUCUUGUGCAUUGCUGGGGCAAAACUUUUGAGAUUUUCAUUUCUUUAAUCUAUUUUAGCCUCUGAACUUUGGGUUUGGGUUAUUUUCACUUUUGCUUUGCAAUCUUGAUCUAUUCUUUCUUAGAAUUUGUGAGACUGUGAGUUUCUAAAUGAAAAUGUGAAGAUCUUUCAUGUCGGGUUUGUGUAAUUAUUUUUUGCUUCUGGUGUUUUUGACUGUUGAGUUUAUGGACUAUUCUUCAAAUGGCAUAGAAGUCUGUUGUUGAAGUGUACGUUUUUCUGUUGACUUGUUUAGGCAACUUGUAACUUUUCGUACUUCUUCCUUUUACUUGUGUGGUUCCCUGUAUUUAUCUCAAAUUCUGGUUUGAAAGAGUCUGAUCGGAGUUGAAACAAGGAAAAGAAAACCAAAAAUUGGAUACUUUUCUUGGUUAACCAGUAGUACUAUACUUUUUCAAAGAAUGGUGGACUGUCCCAUCCAUGUUCUUGUUGAGAUUGUCUUCUGUUUAUUGUUGCUUGAUUGUGUAUCUUAACCUGAAUAAUAUGAACACGAUUCAAGAAGGCUUAUCUAGACAUGGGACAAUGUUUCCCAUCCAGUAGGUAUUUUUAGUCCUAGGUAAUUUCUUUUUUAGUAUGCUUGGUGUUCGUUGGUUGGUUAUCAGAGAGCAUUUCAAUGUUAUUUUUGAUGCGAAAUUGUUGAGAUCUCUUCCGUGCCUGCGACUUCAUGGUUUUGCUUUUAACUGUAGAUAUGGAUUUGCUAUCCCAGUCACUCGUAUCGAGCUGUUUUAAGAUUCAUUUUUAUUGGGUAUUAAGGAAGUGGAAUUAUGAUGAAUGGACGGUAGAACAGUGAGAUCUGGUGCAAAAGAUGAGAAAUAAGCAGCAAAAGGGAUGCCGGGUUUUGACUCACAAUUACCAGUUACCAACAUACUUUGCUCAGAGGGAAGCACAAUCCAUCCAUUCCCUGUUUCAAACUUUGGGACAUUCGACCAAUCUGUUGGAUUUCGCCUAGAGGAUGCUGUUAACCUGAGUGGAAACUGCGCUGUGUUUGAUUCUGCAAAAGUAAGUCGGCAAGAAGUUCCUUCUGAUCGUGACCUUAUUAUUGGCACUUCAGACAAGACUCCAACUUCAUUUACUAAUUAUCCGUCCACCAACCAAGUUGAAUCUCCGAGGUUGCAGUUAGAAAAAGGUCAAGAAACAAACCUAGUCUCGAUACCUAGUGGUAAUACAGAAAACUGGGGAGAAUCCAAUAUGGCUGAUGGUAGUCCAAAGACUGACAUCUCUACAGAUGCAGACACUGAUGAAAAAAGUCAGAGGUUUGAUAGAGGAAAAUCUAGUAUUGUUGCGGUUUCUGAUUCUAGUGACAGAUCAAAGAGUAAUUUGGAUCAAAAGACACUUCGUAGACUAGCUCAAAAUCGUGAAGCUGCAAGAAAAAGCAGAUUGAGAAAGAAAGCAUAUGUGCAACAACUAGAGAGUAGUCGUUUAAAGUUGACACAAUUGGAGCAGGAGCUUCAGCGGGCACGGCAGCAGGGUAUCUUCAUAUCAAGCUCUGGAGAUCAAAGCCAUUCGAUGGGUGGAAACGGUGCCAUGGCAUUUGAUGUAGAAUAUGCACGAUGGUUGGAAGAGCAAAACCGACAAAUUAAUGAGCUGAGAACGGCAGUAAAUUCUCAUGCAAGCGAUGCAGAACUUCGUAUUAUUGUUGAUGGUGUAAUGGCUCACUAUGAUGAAAUUUUCAGGUUGAAGAGCAAUGCAGCUAAGGCUGAUGUUUUCCAUUUGUUGUCAGGCAUGUGGAAAACACCUGCCGAGAGGUGUUUCUUAUGGCUUGGUGGUUUCCGUUCAUCUGAGCUUCUAAAGCUUCUUGUAAAUCAAUUGGAGCCUUUGACCGAGCAACAGUUGGUGGGGAUAGGUAACUUGCAGCAAUCCUCCCAACAGGCUGAAGACGCAUUAUCCCAAGGGAUGGAGGCAUUGCAGCAAUCUCUGGCUGAAACAUUGUCGACUGGAUCUUUAGGCUCUUCUGGAUCAUCUGGGAAUGUGGCGAACUACAUGGGUCAAAUGGCCAUGGCCAUGGGGAAGCUCGGGACUCUUGAGGGGUUUAUUCGUCAGGCUGACAACCUACGGCAGCAAACGCUACAACAAAUGCACCGGAUAUUGACAACCCGUCAGUCAGCUCGUGCACUGCUUGCGAUACAUGAUUAUUUCUCAAGAUUACGGGCUCUUAGUUCCCUCUGGCUUGCCCGACCCCGAGAGUGAAACUGUCUUGUCACCCUUUUGACUGUUCUGAUGUGUUUAACUGGUAUAGGUCCUGCUGGAAACUCAAGAAUGGUAGAAUAAUUUUUUCGGUCCGGCAUGGACAGGAAACAUUAGGUCUAAUUAACUUGUCUUUCAAUCUAAAACUUGUGUUUUAGUUUCAGUAAUCCUUUGUGAUAAUGUGUUGUUUUGUCUGUACGUGAAGUUAUAAAAUUAUGUGCAUUAAAGUAAUAUCUACAGUUUUACAUUUUUUAGUA